This is a messenger RNA of Aureobasidium namibiae CBS 147.97, 1344 nucleotides long. Its product is annotated as MFS general substrate transporter. The coding region runs from base 1 to 1344 and encodes 447 amino acids. Gene Ontology annotation, molecular function: transmembrane transporter activity. Lineage: Eukaryota; Fungi; Ascomycota; Dothideomycetes; Dothideales; Saccotheciaceae. Gene Ontology annotation, biological process: transmembrane transport. The transcript has 7 exons. The record is from RefSeq and is a predicted model, not a curated record.
AUGUUCAAUGCCUGCGUCAUCGGCAUGGUUGGCUUCAUGGCGCCAGGAUUGUGGAAUGCUAUGAAUUCUUUGGGAGCUGGAGGUGCUCAAAAGCCCUUCUUGAUCAACGCUGCAAACGCCUUGGUGUUUGGAUUGAUGGGCUUCUUCUGUCUGUUCGGCGGGCCGAUUGCCAAUCGCAUAGGCCUCAAAUGGACACUGGUUUUGGGUGCUGUAGGCUAUCCAGUUUACAGUGCUGGCCUCUAUACCAACAACAGAUAUGGAAACGUCUGGUUUGUUCUUGUCGGUGCUGUCGCCUGUGGUGUGUCGGCCGGCUUGUUCUGGGCUUCAGAAGGGGCCGUCGCUCUGGGCUAUCCUCCACCAGCCAAGCGAGGACAAUACAUGAACAUCUGGCUCGUCUUCAGAACGGGAGGUCCCAUCUUGGGAGGUGCUAUUCUCCUUGCUCUCAAUCACUCUCCUAACCAGAAAGCCAAAGGCAAAGUGGGCUAUCAAACAUAUCUUGUGUUCAUCGCUUUGCAGUGUCUUGCUGUGCCUGUCGGACUAUUGCUAUCACCCCCGGAGAAGGUUCAACGUUCCGAUGGCAGCAAAGUCAAGAUCGUCCAAGAGAAAUCAUUUGGCGCCGAGAUGCGUGCUCUGAUCGCAGCUUCCAAGAGACGUGAUAUUCUUCUCUUGCUUCCCGUCUUCUGGGCCGCAUACUUUAACCAGUACUCUGGCAACUUCCAAACUUACUACUUUGGUCUUCGCGCAAGAUGUCUGAUUGGCUUCUUGACUAACUUCAGCGGUAUCAUCUCUUCAUUCUUGGUCAGCACUCUUCUCGACUACAAGCCAUGGCCUGUCAAGAAAAGACUGAAUGUCUGUUUCUUCUACGUUCUUUUCUGGCACUUGCUAGCCUGGUCCUACGGCUGGGCAAUUCAAGAAAAAUACACCCGCAACGAACCCGUCUGGGAUUGGACCGACCCGGGCUUCGUCGAAGGCUUCUUCGUCCUCGUAUUCUGGGGCUUUGCACAACAAUCCCUCCAAAACUUUUUGUAUUACUUCUUGUCGACAAAGACGGACAACAUUUCUGAGUUGUCUCGCUUCUCAGGUAUCCUCCGCGGCCAAGAGAGUUUCUCUCAAGCCGUGUCCUUUGGCAUCAACACCAAAGAUUGGAAGGGAGGUAGAGUUCCUCUUGCUGUCAACACUAUCCUCUUGGGAUUGGCUGUUGUGCCUACGUGGAUUGCGCUGCAGGAACAUGUGCCUAUCGAAGGACCUAAGAAGUUUGAGGAUGUGAGUGAAUUGACUGAGGCGGUGCCUUCUGAGGAAGACAAGAAGAAGUAUGCUGUUAGACAGACUGCUACGGAGGUUUAG